This is a messenger RNA of Colossoma macropomum (tambaqui), 2125 nucleotides long. It is a transcript of the gene ap1s1, whose product is annotated as adaptor related protein complex 1 subunit sigma 1. NCBI's taxonomy places the organism in Eukaryota, Metazoa, Chordata, Actinopteri, Characiformes, Serrasalmidae. The coding region runs from base 165 to 641 and encodes 158 amino acids. The record is from RefSeq and is a predicted model, not a curated record. The transcript has 5 exons. Gene Ontology annotation, biological process: intracellular protein transport; vesicle-mediated transport. Gene Ontology annotation, cellular component: intracellular membrane-bounded organelle; membrane coat; AP-1 adaptor complex. Gene Ontology annotation, molecular function: clathrin-cargo adaptor activity.
AACUACCUGAUUCCUCUCCAGUCUGCCCCCCGUCAGUGGGUCCAUCAAACCCACCGAACUACGGAGUCUGAAACAGACAUGAGUCAUUAGUGCUUUGCGUUUCGGAUGAAAAAGGGUUCUGUAAUACAUUGUGAUCAAUAGGACGCUCCGGCCCAGCCGACAAAAUGAUGCGUUUUAUGCUGCUGUUUAGCCGGCAGGGGAAGCUGCGGCUACAGAAAUGGUACACAGCCACAGCGGAGCGUGACAAGAAGAAGAUGGUGCGAGAGCUUAUGCAAGUGGUGCUGGCCAGAAAACCAAAAAUGUGCAGCUUCCUGGAGUGGAGGGAUUUAAAGAUAGUGUAUAAGAGGUAUGCCAGUCUGUAUUUCUGCUGCGCAGUUGAAGAGCAAGACAAUGAGCUGAUUACCCUAGAGGUCAUCCAUCGCUUUGUGGAGCUGCUGGAUAAGUACUUCGGCAGUGUGUGUGAGCUUGACAUCAUUUUUAAUUUUGAGAAGGCUUACUUUAUCUUGGACGAAUUUCUGAUGGGGGGAGAAAUCCAGGACACUUCCAAAAAGGGCGUACUCAAGGCUAUUGAACAGGCUGAUCUGCUGCAAGAGGAGGAUGAAUCUCCACGGAGUGUAUUGGAGGAGAUGGGCCUGGCAUAGAACCCAUUCCACCUUAGAGAGGACAUCUUUAGGUACUACUGCUAUACAUGGUGAAAGGAUGGGCUUUACUAAAGGGAGUUUGGGGAGGGAGGGUAUAAAAUGGGAGAUAAAAAGAUACAUGGAAACAGAGGAGUGGAUUGAAAGUGUGUAGACAACUUUGAUACUACUGAGUUCAGCGUGUGAUUGUACUUCUUUUGAGCCCCCGAAUUGUCUUCAUACUUUUAAGAUAGCUGUGUCUAGCCCGAAAUCCUUCUUUCUAUUCAAAGAAUUUUGCAAGUUAGACACUUGACCUUGGCACAGAGCCAUUUAUUUGUAACAAGUUAAAAGUCCAUCAAGCCUUACCAGGUUAACAAAUUGAGAUGUUUGCACAAUCUCAGCUUGUUGUCUGUGAGGAGGUUCUAUGUUCCUGCGAUCCCAAAAUGAAUAUAUUCAUAAAAACUUGGACUAUCUUUUUUGCUGCUCAGGAAAGAAUGACAAUGACCAUUCGUGCAUGUCUGUUUUUAAAUGUGAUGCAAACUUUUAAGUGGAUGAACUGUUGGGCUUUAACUGCUUGCUUUUGCAGUGUAGAGACUAGGGCUGCACAAUAUGGACAGAAUCCCAAAUUGAAAUUAUAUCAAUACAUAUUGCAAUUGUGAUAUACCACACAAAAUAUUACAAACGCAUCAGUGAGCCCUUGAUGCGAUACAGUUAACUGGCCUGCAUUAUUUUGAUUUAAAUUAUUUAUGUUUGUUGGAUCACGUGAAUGCCUUGAUUGGUCAAAACACGAGCUGUUAUCUGGAAGAUCUGCAAUUGUUCAGGACACAGCAUCCAAUAAAAUGACUCAUUUAGUUAUUGCAGCCUGCUCUAACAUCUGUAUUACAAAGGCCAACAUUGCGCUAACAGUUAAUCAGUGAUAUAUUGUGCAGCCCUAGAUGGGACCACACAGUAAAUCUGUGUUCAUUUCUGUGUGCGUGUGUGCGUGUUUGUUUAUAUUGAGUGGGAGGACUACCUGUGCUCUCAGCUGUUUGGUUGCGCAGUUUACCAUUAAAGCAGUUUUCCAGAUGAGCCAGAUUUAAAAAUAAAUCAUGAUGUGCGUUCCUGAGAUGGGAAAUAGACGAGGAAUAUUGAAUAGGCUUUUAUGAGUCAAUAGAAUAUUGGAUAGGCUGUUGCAUAUGGUCUAUUCAUUCUAUUUCAGUUCUAUGGACCACAUCUGCGUAGUCUCUGAAUGUUUAUCUUAAUAUAAAAACAAGGCAAAAAAAAUCCAACCCACAAAAUGGCGCUGAACCCUUUUCCUGUUUUGUCUGUCUACUUCCUGCUUUCCAAAGAGAUGUUUCCGACUGUAAAUGUGUAGUUGAGGAAUAUAAAGGGAAUAAUAUUUGAAUAACUCCUUGAAAAACAAAGAAAGAGGGCUUUGACAUCAAGUGUGACGUAGUUUGGAUAAAAAAAAAAAGUUUUAAAAAUGCUUUUUAACGUGUCGUGUGAAAUAAAAGAAUGUUUUGAGAAGA